Molecule: messenger RNA, 5247 nt
Organism: Chironomus riparius
Lineage: Eukaryota; Metazoa; Arthropoda; Insecta; Diptera; Chironomidae
Source: the annotation of a GenBank genome assembly
UUACUUCUGUUGCAGUUUGUGAACUAGAAACUUUAAAACGCUACCUGAAAAAUAAAGGAAAUGUGUUGUAAAAGUCUUGUGAAUGUUGAUAAACAUGCCAUAAAGUGAUGUAAAGUGUGAGACAUAGAUUGUAACCAUUUUAAAAUAUAUUUUUGAUUUUCUGUUGAUUCUAUGAUUUUGCCACUAGCCUAGAAGUUAAAAGCAUUGUUAAUAGUUCAAUAGAUUAAAAUUAGUCAAAAGUUGUUUCCAAUUUCAUCGUCAACCAUCAAAAGAGCCUCAUUAAAAUAUUUGUAAACGUAAUUUGACAUAACCUUAAAAUGGAUGAGAAGAGUAUUGAUCCGCUAGAACUAAAAAAGAAAAUUUUAUUCCCACACUUGGAGUUUGUGAAGGAAAUGUUGGUCAAAGUAAAGGGGAACAAUAUUGAAGAAAAAUGGAAAAUUAUGCAUGAAUGCAUAACGUCUGAUAAAAAGAGACCGUCUUAUGAAAAAAUUAAGCAAAUGGAAAAGACUUUAAUUGCAUUGAAGAGUCAAUCGAAGCAGAAAAGUAACUUACCAGAAAAUAAUCCAGCACCUUCAACUAGUAAAGGAACAACUGAAAAUAUUAUACCUAAAGAUUUAAAGACUAUCGAAAACAUUAUGGAACGUGAUCCAAGGAAGCGAAACUCUAUGGACCCAAGUUCUACAACCAUAUAUAAUGUAAAGCCAAGAACUGAAAACGAAAGGGUUUCCCGACCUCAAAUACGUAAUGACAAGCAACCAAUAAAGUUUCAACCAAAAGAUGAAAGUGAAAGAUCACCUGGACGUUGGGAUGAGCGAUCUGGGAGAUUCCCAAACUACAACGAAAAAUUAAAUCGAAAUUUUAAAGAAUCAUUUCGAGGAAGAGGAGGUUUUCAACGUGGUAGACCAUUUUCUAGACAUUCCUUUGAUAAUAAUCAACGUCGUUUAAAUCAACGACAUUCUCCAAUGACUUUUAAUGAUCGACCUCAAUUUCUUAACGAAAGAAAUCAAAGUUUAGGCAAAGAUGAUUCAAAUUUCAAAAGAAAACGUUCUCAAUCUCCAGUUAUUCAUACAUCCCGUCAAUUGCCGAAAAGAAGAUCAAGCUGUUAUCAACCUAAUGAGAAACAAACAAACAACGAAACGCUCAAAGGACAAAGUUCAACUGAUAAUAAACCUUCAACAGAUAACGAAGCAAGUAAUUCUAAAAAUGUUGAGAUUGCUAAAGCAAAUGCUUCGAACACUGCAACUAAAGUUGUUCAGAAAAAUGACGAUAAAACUCCUUCCAACAGUGAGAUUGAUGAUUCACAAUCUAUGCCAGUUAAAAAUAAAGCAGAUAAGAAUGAAGGUGAGUCACUUCCGGUAAAUCUUGCUGAAGCAAUUAAGAAGAUUCAGAGUAUUAAAAUUCCAAAAUUGGGAAUGAACAAGAAUACAAAUAAAACUGAACCAAAAACAUCAAAAGGAGUUAACAACGAUAAGGACUCUAAGAAAACAAAUACUUCCAUUUUGAGUAAGGAACAAGAAAAAAGAUCAAAAGAUGAAGAAAAUAAACAGAAAAUUGGUGAUAAUAGUGCUGAAUCAAUAGAAAAGGAAAUCGAUAAUGAUAAAUUACAGAAAAUUGCUUCUCAAAAUAUAGCCGAGGCAUCAAAAAUUCCAGAAAUUAAUAAAAGUGAAACAACAAAGUGUGAUUUAAAAGUAAAAGACCAGGAAGGUAAUCAAAGUGAUACAGUUGACAAAAUUGAAUCUACUAAUUCAGGCAAUAUUGAGAUUGAGGCAGAAAUAAAAACUAAAGAAACUAUUCAAGAAGUUGAAGAAACAAAGCCCAUGGAUACAACAGUUGAUGAUAUUGAAGUUGAGAAAAAUAAUUCUGAACUAUGCAAAUUAACUUCAUUAAAUUUAGAACCUACUGAAACCAUGAAACACACAGAAGAACUUCAGAGCCAAUUGAUUGAUACCUUUAAUGAGGAGGAACAAGAUAAUAACAAAUGUGAUCAAAUUGUUGGGUCUUCAAGUAAAUUUGAUUCUACAUUGACGAAUGAUAAAGAAAAAGAAACAAAUGAAAUUGCAGAACAAAAUAUCAAACAUGAUCAAAACGAAGCUACAUCAUCAACAGCUUUUGAAAUGGUCCCAAAAGCCAGUGCUCUCACAAAUUUGUUAGAAAAUGAAGAAGAUGAUCCUGAAAAGGUUCUUGAAGGACUAAUAAGUGUUCUUGGGGCUGAAAAAGUGAAGAAAAUGCAAGAACUAUUGCUUAAAAAUACAAUAAAAAGUGAAAAAAUCACGGAACCUAAGUGCGAAGAUGAGACAAGGCAAAAUGAGCAUCAGUCAAACAUUUUCAAAGGAAAUAAAUCAGAUAUUAAGCAUGAUACUCCAUUAAUCAAAGCUGAAAUCGAGCAUAAUAGUGAAACCAAUGAGAAAGUUGCAGAAACUAUCAUAACAGAACCUUUAUCAAGCAUUCCAUUAAAACCUGAAAUCACACCAACCACAAGUCCUGUUAAAAGCAAAGCAACCUCAAGUUCCUCUUCUGAAAAGAAAAGAAAGAAGCCAAGGAAGAAGAAAUUAACAGAAUUAGAUAAGCUACAUGAGAAUAUUUUAAGCAGCAUAGAUUGUGAGGGUAUAAUGAGAGCAUGCGGACAACCAAGGGUAAGCGUAAAACCGAAAACGUAUGAAGGCUCUACCAUUGCAUUGACAAAUAAAUACCCAGAAACAAAACCUUUCAUAAUUAAAUUGAUAAAAUUAAAUCUCACAACUGAUGACAUGCCUGUAACAUUGAAUGACGAGUUCUACCAAAAGUAUUUAACUAUUCAAGAUACAAAAUCAAGAACAAAACCUAAACCACUAAAGAGAAGAACAAUAUCGCAAGAAAAACCCACAGUGAAAGUCCCGAAGAUUGAAUUCCCAGAGUUUAAAGCUGAACCAACGGCUUCAUUAAUUAUUAAUGAGCUUCCAGUUGCAGAAAUUCAAAAGCCGAUUAAUGAAAUCCAAAUUGAAAGUAACAUAAAUACAGAACCUGAAAAUCCAACGAAUGUAAUUUCAAAGAAGAAGAAGCGAAGACUGUUGCCUUGGAGCAAAGGAAUCUUAAAGAAGAAACCAAAGAGAUUUAAGUUUAGUAGCGUCUAUGACUGGGAAGACGUUGAUUCUUCUGAUGAUAAUAACAAUUACGACAAAACUAUGAAAUUGAAGACAUUCAGCAAUUUAUUAAAUCGUUUUGCUAGAAAAUGUGGAUACAAAAAAAUUUCAAUAAGAAGCAGAGUACAUCCUAAAACUGACAAUUCAAUUUCAAACAAUUGCAUUGCUGCAGUACCAGAUAAAUCAGAAAACGACUCGAAAUUUGUUAUUCCAAAAAGAAUCAACUUGCCUUUAGAGAAGAACCUGUUAACAAUGAUUUCCAAAAACACUGGUUCCGAAAUUAAAUCACCAACUUACAUUCCUGAAUCUCCGAAAUCUCCCAAAAUUACAAUUAAGCUUCCUACUGUCGAAAAAUCUGUCCAAUCUUUCUCAACGUCCAUUCAACAGACACAACAAUCAGAUGCUCUUAAUGCUGGACCAUCAAAUGAAAUGAAUACAAAAAUUUAUUCGUCACAAAAUAACACACAAAAAGUAGUCAUUGUGAAACCACUUGCAAAAGAAACUCAUAACGAAAUUGUAAAAGUAAGGUCUCUUAGUGCAAAAGAACAGCAGGAACUUAAAGAAGCGUUAUCAGGUACUAAAAAUCAGCAAUCUGCUCCAUCAAUUGCUGAGCAAAACAAUGAAAUUAUCAAAAAUAUGAUGUCAAAUUUGAAUACUUCAUUAAAUAUAACUAAGAUAAGCGCACAAAAGACUGCAAAUGUGUCUACUCCCAAAGAUGAAACAACUAGGAAGAGUUUACCGAUGAUUUCAAAUGUCGAAUCAAUUAGUCCAAACGUAUCGUCAAUACAAAAUAAUUCUAGAAUAGAACAAAAUAAAAUGCCAAGAAUUGUUUCAAUUACAUCUACUGCAUCGUUGUCAGUCGAAGAAAGUACGUCUGCAAAUGAAAAAGCACCUAAAAUCAAUGAUAUUUCAAGCAAAAAUGUUUUAAAUACUUUAAAACCUUUACCAACUGUUAAAAAUCAGCCCCCUCCAGAUUUACCAGAACCAGUGGAAGGAAGUAAUGCUAAAAAUGAGUCAGUAGAAGUUGUAGAUCUAAUCGAUGAUGAUGAUGACGAUGAUGUUGUAGACAUUAUGAGACCUUGGAUUGAAAACUCUGAUUACAAAUCUCGAAAGGAUCAAUUAGAAGCUAUGAAAAUGAUCAACAGUUCGCACUGCCUUGCUUCUUUAUAUAAAUGCAUGGGAUCAACAUGCAGCUACUUCUCGAAUGACAAAAGUCUGUUUGAAAAGCAUCUUGAAUUACAUCAUGUUCAUCAGAAAACAGAUUCUCAAAAUUAUCUCCUCUGUUGUUACUGCAGUUUCCGACCCAAAAGUAUUAAUGUUUUGUUGGUGCACAUUGAAAAUGCACAUUCGUAUGGAAAGUUUGGAUGUAAAUACUGCUUUUAUCGGUCAAUCAAUGAGUAUCAAGUCACAGCAAAUCAUCAUUCGAAUUUUCAUCGUUUGAAAGAGAAAUGCGUAGUCGUGUUUGAGCCGCGAAAAAUUAAAAAUGAGAACAUCGAAAAAAGUAUGAUUUCAGAAUCAAUUCCAAAAGUUUGUCAUCCACUUCCUUGUCCAUACUGCCGAAUUGGAAUUUAUACAAUAGCAGAAUUUGAGUCACACGUUUCAAGUCACAAGGAAAGUUUCACAACAGUUUGCAUAAAAUGCAAUCAAGCAACAAAUAAGUUGAGCAUUAGUCAGCAUUUAUUGAAAUGUUUCAACAAAUUCGGAAACUUCCAGUGUGUGUUUUGUGUCUUCGGUUCAAACAUUUUUUCAGCUAUUGAUAAUCAUCUCUCAACUGAACAUCCUGACAAAUUGUCGUAUUUUGCUGAAAGAAGCUUGAAUGCUGGAAAAGAUCCAACAACAUUUGAAUCGCUUACAACGAAGGAAUUAGGCAAACGGAUCACUGGAAAUAUCAAGAAAUUGCACCUCAGAUAUUCAUUUAACGAUGAAGUUUAUAAAAAUUCUGGAAACGUUGGGAGAUUAGCUGACAAUUUAAUAAUAGAUCAGACAGCACGACCAAGACCUUCAUCUUCCGAUAGCUCAUGUUUCAUUCAAAUUGGUGAAGUUGUGUCGCUACACGAUUAAUUGCUUUGUAAUUUUUAUUAAUAAUUUUUUGGGAAUAAAAACUGCAAUGGAAUCAAACUGCUUAAUA